Molecule: messenger RNA, 4773 nt
Organism: Podarcis raffonei (Aeolian wall lizard)
Lineage: Eukaryota; Metazoa; Chordata; Lepidosauria; Squamata; Lacertidae
Product: zinc finger protein 391-like
Exons: 6
Coding region: 320-1879 (519 amino acids)
Biological process (GO): negative regulation of transcription by RNA polymerase II
Molecular function (GO): DNA-binding transcription repressor activity, RNA polymerase II-specific
Source: RefSeq, a predicted model, not a curated record
UCAGCUUCAGGAUCUGUCCUUCCAGUGAGCACUCAGGGCUGAUUUCCUUCAGAAUGGAGAGGUUUGAUCUCCUUGCAGUCCAUGGGACUCUCAAGAGUCUCCUCCAGCACCAGAAUUCAAAAGCAUCCAUUCUUCGGCGAUCAGCCUUCUUGAUGGUCCAGCUCUCACUUCCAUACCUCACUACUGGGAAAACCAUAGCUUUAACUAUACGAACCUUUGUUGGCAAGGAUUUUCUAGCUGCUCUAAUUUGGACAGACUGAACACGGCAGGGGAAAAAAGGGAUUUCUUCUGAUCUCUUGGAGGUUUCCUGAGAGCACAGAUGGAUGAGCGAGACUCAGCUGGCCCUGAAGCAGGAAGAGGCCAUGGGAGCAGUGGGGGAUUCUGGGAAAACUCUGUGCAGAAGAUCCUGGGUGAGGAGGACACCCCUUGCUCAGAGGUGCAAAGCCAGCAGUUCAGCCGGUUCUGCCCCCAGGAGGCCAAAGGACCCCGAGAAGUUUGCAGACGACUCUACCACUUUGACCAUCAAUGGGUAAAGCCAGAAAGGCACACGAAAGCUCAGAUGUUGGACCUGGUGAUCAUGGAGCAGUUCCUGGCUGUCCUUCCAGCGGAGAUAGAGAGCUGGGUGAGGGAAUGCGGAGCGGAGACCAGUUCCCAGGCGGUGGCCCUGGCCGAAGGAUUCCUCCUGAGUCAGGCAGAGGAGAGAAAGCAGGGAAAGGAUCUGUUUGCAGGAAUGGGUUCAGGUUCCUCUGAGGCAGAGAGGACUCGGUUGGACGCCAGAGAGAGGCCACUGGGUGACAGAAAGACUUCGACAGAACCUCCUCCAUCUUUUCAUGGUGUCACAGGGGAAGCGGUGGCUGUGGAAGCGGAUCAGGGUUCAGUGUGCUUUGAGGACGUUGCCGUUUCUUUCACGGACGAGGAGUGGGCAUUGCUGGAUCCUGACCAGAGAGCUCUGCAUAAGGAAAUCAUGGCGGAGAAUCGUGGGAUCGUGGACUUUCUCAGUGGCGAAAUGUUAGAAAUCCGCAUAAUGGAAACGCUACAUAAAUAUUUGGGGUGCGGUGAGAGCUUCUGUAAGAAGGUCCAUCUCGUUUCCCAGGAAAGCACUCAAAGAGAAGAGAAACAAUAUCAUUGCUCGGCAUGUGGAAAGAGCUUCAGUCACAGGGCCAACCUCACAACCCAUCAAAGAAUUCAUACCGGGGAGAGACCAUUUCAGUGCCGGCAGUGUGGAAAGAGCUUCAGCCAGAGCGCCCAUCUCACCACCCAUCAAAGAACUCACAGCGGAGAGAACCCAUACAUGUGUUUGGAAUGUGGAAAGGUUUUCAGAUACAGGCGCACCCUCACUUCCCAUCAAAGAGUUCACACAGAGGAGAAGCCACAUCAGUGCUUGGAAUGCGGAAGGAGCUUUGCUUUGAAGAAAUGGCUCACUUCCCAUCAAAGAAUUCAUAAGGGGGAGAAACCCUACAAGUGCUUGGAGUGUGGGAAGAGCUUCAGCGAGAGCACCUCUCUCACUUCCCACAAGAGAACUCACAGCGGGGAGAAACCAUACCUUUGCUUGGCGUGCGGAAAGCGCUUCGGUCACAGGGCCAACCUCGCAGCCCAUCAGAGAAUCCACACCGGGGAGAAACCUUUUCAAUGCCAGGAGUGUGGGAAGUGCUUUAGCCAGAGCACCCAGCUCACUACCCAUCAGAGAACGCACAGCGGAGAGAAGCCGCACCUGUGCUUGGAGUGUGGAAAGAGCUUCAGUCACAGGCACACGCUCAUUUUCCACCGAAGAAUUCACAGCGGGGAGAAACCGUACCGGUGCUUCGAAUGUGGCAAGAGCUUCAGUCGCAGCGACAAUCUCACAACACAUCAACGAACUCACAGUGGGGGGAAACUGUAGCAGUGGCUGUGUACAUACAGUGGUACCUCGGGUUACAGACGCUUCAGGUUACAUACGCUUCAGGUUACAUGCGCUUCAGGUUACAGGCUCUGCUAACCCAGAAACAGUGCUUCAGGUUAAGAACUUUGCUUCAGAAUGAGAACAGAAAUCGUGCUCCGGUGGUGUGGCGGCAGCUGGAGGCCCCAUUAGCUAAAGUGGUGCUUCAGGUUAAGAACAGUUUCAGGUUAAGAACGGACCUCCGGAACCAAUUAAGUACUUAACCCGAGGUACCACUGUAUUUAAAUUUAUGAGACUUUAAUUAAAUUGUAGGUGGGUGAGGACUGCAACAGUGUUCUUGCCCAGCAAAGAAGUCGCCCUCGUCUAUCAGGACCGUGGAGUGCACCAGUAAUACUAAGAAGACGAUAUCCCGCUUGAUCACUCCCCUUCAGGAGUCUCAAAGCGGCUAACAUUCUCCUUUCCCUUCCUCUCCCACAACAAAUACUCUGUGAGGUGAGCAGAGCUGAGAGACUUCAGAGAAGUGUGACUGGCCCAAGGUCACCCAGCAGCGGCAUGUGGAGGAGCAGGGAAGCGAACCCGGUUCCCCAGAUUACGAGACUACUGCUCUUAACACUACACCACACACUCCCUCUCUCAGUGCCCUAACUUUUCUUCACAUUGCAGACCCCUUUGCAGAUCUACAAAGUGCAAUUUGGAUUCCUUUUUUCACGUUGCAUCAGGGAAGAGGGUCGCAAGCGCUUUGGCGACACUGGUGAGGUCAACCAGUGCCACCCACUGGCAUUUCCAGAGGUGCUCUGGUCCGGAGAGAGAAAGGGAGAGUUUUAGACAGAUGGCCCUUUUUACUCCUCUCCCUGGAGAGAAGAGGGAUCAACACACUCAAAAUACUCCUGGUUUUGCACCUGUUAGUCACUGAACAAAGAUGCACGUGUAGAAUCACAGAACUGUGGAGUUGGAAGGGGCUCCCAGAGGCACCUAGUCCACCCCCUGGCUGCACUGCAGGAAUCACAGCUAAAUUAGGAGUAGACUGACCACGUCACCAUCCAUUAAAACAACACACACUUUAAAAUCUGAUUUCUUUUUAUUGUUAUUGAAUGACUUUGUUCUAAACAGAAGAAAGAACACAGCUCCCUGUCUCUCUCUCUCUCGCUUACCCCCUCACCCCCCCCCAAAAAAAUUGGACCUUUUCUUUUUAGUGCAAAGUCUUCUUCGGUGGAUACAAAUCUUCAUAUUUAUGAAGUACAGUACGUAAUUAUGUAAGGCACAAAAUAAAGUCUCUUUCUUUAACAACAACAACAAAAAAUCAAGUUAACACGAAGCUCAGUUCCGUUAUCAAGAAGUAUUUGGCCUGUUUGACCACCUUCAGCCCCACAAACACCCAGCCACCAAUAGUUGAGAAAUUAAUGCCAUGGUUUGCUUGAGUUGCCAGCCAGCCAGCGCUAAAGAGCCCCCUUUUUUCUAGGGGUUGAGAGUCUUUUAAUACAUGCUUAGUUAAACAUACCCACAGCCUUUUCUUGCUAAUAGGAAAAUGGCAAAUAGGGUUAUUAUUAUUAUUUUUUUGGUAAAUAUUGUACUCUGAAAGGGUGCUAUUAUGCACAUUUAUUUAUUUCUGGCAUUUCUACUCCACGUGGUUCGCUCCCUCCUUGUUUAGCCCUCACACCAACCCUGUGAGGUAGGUUAGGCUGAGAGAAACAGGGACUGGCUCACAAGGUUACACCCAGUCAGUUUCAUGGCCCACUGGGGGGAUUCAAACCCGGGUCUCUCCCAGCUCCUCGUCCUGCACUCUCUACAGUACCACCGGCUCUCAAAUGGGGGCUUAAUCCUGUAACAGGUGGUUGAGGUAUCACAACCAGGUCAUUGGCAACAGGCUUUUUAAUUCACCAGAUUUCCCCCUGAAAAGGAAAAUCCAGAUUAAUGUGUGUUUGGGGAUAUGCGUUGGCAUUUUGAUGGCGUUGCCAUAUGGACCCUGCAAAAAAACGCAACCCUGAAAGCUGGUCCCAUUAUUAAAGCCCUUCUGGGAGCAUCUCCUGACUACAUUCUGUAUCUUAUCAAUGACCAAUUGUGGUGGGAAUCCAUUGUGCCUGAAUUAAUCAGAUUAUUGUGAUCCUCCUAAAUCUCUCUCCCUCCCUCUCUCUCUCUCUCUCUCUCUCUCUCUCUCUCUCUCUCUCUCACACACACACACACACACACACUCACUUUCCACCACAGUUCACUUAUUUGGGAAUCGUGGAACUGAUGGCUUCUCCAUGUUGGCUUCUCACAUUUCAAUGACAAGGGAGGAAAUGCAAUGCAUUUUAAAGACCAGGAGCUCAGGCUCGUUGGCCCUUAAUCCAGGUCACUUCUUGAAGCGGGAUCUGAACUCGGGGCAAGUCCAUACGACAGCGUCUCUACAGAACAGCUUAUCAGACAGAUGGACCCUUUGUUUCGUGGCCAGGAAAACAUGCAGUGGGAGAUGGAGUAGAAUGACCCCAUGUAUGACACAGCUCCCUGUGGGGUAGCAUCGCUGCAAUGAAAGGAUGAGUCAAAAAUAAUUGGACGAUGGCGCUGGGGUGACGCUUCUUUGCAAAAGUUGGGCUUUGCCAGCCGUUGCCCCCAAAACCCGGGUGCAACUUGUGGCAGAGCAGAGGGGGGGGGGGAGAUUCCUCAUUCAAACCACAUCACACCCAUUGUAACUAUGGAAUUUCAUCCGUGGGUCAUGGCCAGCUCUGCUUCAGUCCAACCCCUUGUGAUGCAGGAAUCCCAGCCUUCAUUUCACCAUGGAGAAAUGACAUAAUCUAUGUAAUUAAUCGAUGGCAUUGUUAUUGCACUCUGUUUGUAUCAAUGCAAGAAAAAGUAAUGUGAACUGGGAAGGGCAUCAUCUACAUAAAUGUUUGUGGAGUGAAAGCAACAGUGAAUCUCAA